AUGGCCGCUGCGCAGCGGCUCCAGCUGAUGGAAGGAGGAGGCGGAGGAGGCGGAGGAGGCGGCACCGGCGGAGGAGGAACGCAGGUAUCGCAUACGAUCUCUCAUCACCACAUUCUUCUCGACGGUGGAAGCGGGUACCACGUCGCGCUUGAUCAUGCCGGGCUCGUCGUGUCAGGGGCCACUAGCUUCCGAUUCGAUCCCCAGCAAAUCAUCGGGAGCUCCACCACCAGCAAUGACGACGAGCAUCACCACCACCAUCACCACCACCAGCACGAGCUCCUGAUCCAAUCCAGCUCGAAUGCCAAGAACAAGAUCACCGGUGGUGGCGGCGAUGGCGAUAGUGGUGGUGGUACUGUCUUCGCCCAUCAUCACUACCACCAUCACCAAGCUCUCCUGGAGGAGCGGCUAUGGAGCCAGCUCCCGGAGAAGCUCGUGGACAGGGUCCUGGCGAUGCUCCCACUGCCCAGCUUCUUCCGGCUCCGCGUGGUUUGCAAGCGCUGGUACUCGCUCCUCUUUUCCGACAGCUUUCUUGAAUUGAGCUCGCGCGUUGCCCCCUCGAGGCACUGCUUCCUCCUCUUCAGGCCCGGGGUGUGGUCGCAGGGCUUCCUCUUCGAUCCCGGAGAGCGAUCCUGGCAUUUGCUGCCGCUGGGCUUCCUCCCAUCGCAGAUCGCCGUGGUCUCGUCCUCGCAGGGCCUCCUCUGUUGUAUGUCCGAGAUGGCCGGCUACAAGACGGUCGUGAUGUGCAAUCCUCUCACUCGCGCUUGCAUCCAGCUCCCGCUCACGCUCAAGGAGCGAUUCGUCCCCACCGUGGGCCUCGUCGUGGAUCGCCACACUCGCGGCUACAAGCUUCUCGUCGCCGGCGACGAUCUCAUCUCGCCAUUCGCGGUGAAGAACCUGAGCAGCGAGGUGUUCGACUCGAGCAUUCAGUGCUGGAGGAUGGCGGGAGCGCUCCCCCGGCUGUGCAACCUCGAGUCCGCCAAGACCACCUUCGCGAACGGCUGCUUCUACUGCAUGAACUACAGCCCGUUUGGAGUGCUGGCCUACGACGUGGAGUCCGGGACGUGGAACAAGAUCCAGGCGCCAAUGCGGCGCUUCCUGCGCACGCCCAAUCUCGUCGAGUGCCGCGGGCGAUUGGUGAUGGUGGCGGCGGUGGAGAAGAACAGGCUCAACGUCCCCAAGAGCAUCCGGAUCUGGGGGCUGCAGCACCCCAAGAGCGUGUGGAUCGAGCUGGAGAGGAUGCCGCAGGCGCUGUACGAGGAGUUCAUGCGGAUCUCCUGCGAGCGGGCCUUCUACUGCAUCGGCCAUGGCAACUACAUCCUCCUCACCAUCCAGGAGUGCUCCGAGGUGCUCAUGUAUGACUUCUACGAGAAGCUCUGGCGAUGGCUGCCGCGCUGCCCGUUCCUGGGCGAGAUUGAGCACCCGGCGCAGGGAUUCAUGCAGGGAUUCGCCUUCAGCCCCCGCCUGGAUGCCUUCGUCUACCCCAACAUGAUCUGCUGCUAA
Messenger RNA from Selaginella moellendorffii, 1500 nucleotides. Its product is annotated as protein UNUSUAL FLORAL ORGANS. Gene Ontology annotation, molecular function: protein binding. The coding region runs from base 1 to 1500 and encodes 499 amino acids. The record is from RefSeq and is a predicted model, not a curated record. The transcript has a single exon. NCBI's taxonomy places the organism in Eukaryota, Viridiplantae, Streptophyta, Lycopodiopsida, Selaginellales, Selaginellaceae.